Sander lucioperca (pikeperch) is the source of this 3033-nucleotide messenger RNA. RefSeq names its product epidermal retinol dehydrogenase 2-like. The record is from RefSeq and is a predicted model, not a curated record. Gene Ontology annotation, molecular function: oxidoreductase activity, acting on the CH-OH group of donors, NAD or NADP as acceptor. Lineage: Eukaryota; Metazoa; Chordata; Actinopteri; Perciformes; Percidae. The transcript is spliced from 7 exons. The coding region runs from base 140 to 1060 and encodes 306 amino acids. Gene Ontology annotation, cellular component: lipid droplet.
UAUAUAUGUAUGUGUGUCGUAACCUGUCUAUGUGGUGAGCAAAGGUUAAAUCUGAUAACGCUAACUUACAGUAGGAGCAGGCAGGGACAGACGAACUGUUAAACUCACUCGCUCAGUAGGACUUCUGUCUUGUUCAAUCAUGAAUUUCUUCCUGGAAACGAUCCAAGUCCUCCUGCUGUCCCUCUGGUACAAUGUGGAAUCUUUCAUCCACAUCUUUGUGCCCAAGAAGAAGAAGAACAUCGCUGGUGAGGUGGUGCUGAUCACGGGGGCAGGUAGCGGGAUCGGCCGCCUCAUGGCUCAGGAGUUUGCGGCUCGUGGCACUGUGUUGGUGUUGUGGGAUAUUAACCAGGACGGGAUGAAGGAAACGGCUAGACUGGCUAAGCAGAGCGGAGCCAGCAGAGUCCACUACUAUCUGUGUGACUGCAGCGACAAGAACGAGGUUUACAGAGUGGCUGACCAGGUCAAGCGAGAGGUGGGUGACGUCAGCAUUCUGGUCAACAAUGCUGGGAUCGUGACAGGAAAGAAGUUCAUGGAUGCUCCCGAUUCCCUGAUUGAGAAGACGAUGGAGGUCAACACUAUGGCUCACUUCUGGACCUACAAGGCCUUCCUUCCUGCCAUGAUUGCCAACAAUCACGGCCAUCUUGUCAGCAUUGCUAGUUCUGCUGGACUCAUAGGAGUCAAUGGAUUGGCAGACUACUGUGCCAGUAAGUUUGCAGCAGUAGGUUUCGCAGAGUCGGUGGGUCUGGAGCUGCUGGCAACUGGGAAAGAUGGCGUCAAGACCACCAUUGUGUGUCCGUACUUCAUCAACACCGGAAUGUUCAAUGGAUGUCAAACUAAGUGGCCAAGACUGAUGCCAAUCCUGGAUCCAGACUAUGUAGCCAAGAAGAUCAUCAAUGCUGUGCUCACAGACCAGGUCUUCCUGCUGAUGCCCAAGAGCAUGUACCUCAUCACUGCUCUCAAGAACGUCCUCCCCAUGAAGCAGGGCAUUAUGCUGGGCCAGUACCUGGGAGCCUUCAACCUCAUGGACACAUUCAAGGGACGCUCCACAAAACAGGAGUAAAUGAAGAGAGAGAAGAGAAGGAUGAGUAAUAUGGAAGGAGACAUGCACAUAUUAAAGCUAUCUACCUAUUGUGUAUUGCUGUAAUAAGACAGAACAGUAGUCGUGAAGGUUGGAUUUGAUUGCUGCUCUCAUUUCAAUGGUUCAUGUAUUCAAGCAUUGAAUGCCAGUUAGUCUCUUUAUAUCUCUGUUUCAAUCCUUAAUAUAUCCUUAACGUCCCUGUUUUUAAAUGGCAUGAUCAAUAGUAAAAUUUAAAAUGCGAUCUUAUUAAUAACAGUUUGUAAUUGAAUAGAAUAUAGUGCUCAUAAUGGCCUCCUAAAUUUAGCCAGCUAGUGUUGUUGCCUACUACUACUUGUUGAGGACCAAUCAUGAUGAUGUAAUGAUGUAUCAUCAGUCCACAAACCGCCAAGUCAAACAUUUCCCUAUAUUAACAGGGCUCAAAGUCAAAUGUCAUGUUUGAUUUGAAUGUCCGUUCUGUAAAUUAGUAAUAUUGUGGUGUGGUUGGAGCCACAACUACAGUUGCUUCAACACAGAUGGAAACAAUACAAACCCAUCAAAUCAAAUAAGAGUGACAGUUUACUUAUGCCAACUAACUGUAGACAGAGCUCAUCAUCUUUAGAAUAUUCAAAGCUCCAGCAUUAAUAAAAAUGACGUAUCAGUAGAAGCAGGUUCCAGGGCGUCGUCACCAUAACAAAAACCUUGUUCACUGUAAAUGAUGCUCAUCCGUAAUCCACAGAUGCAUCAGAGGCAGGUAAUAAAUCUAACUUGUACAUCUAUCAAUGUAUACUUCUUACUAAAGCUGGAUAUGUUUUGAUUACAGUAAACAUGCUGACACUGCUUUAUUGUGAUAUAUUAGCACUAUUUGUGAAUGAGCCAUAAUAAUCAUCUCUAAAAGGUUUUGGGCACACUUUUGUUGUUAAUCUGGCUCAGGGUUUUUCAGUCUAAAUCAUUUCCCAUUAAAAAUAAAGCAAGUGCUCAUACUCAGGAACAGUGAACCCUACUAUGUGAUACCUCGCCUUGUAAACUUUGGACCACCUGAAGCUCUUGUGUGUUCAGACUGAAAAACAAGCUAUUCUCUCCUCGUGUUGAGUUUGAAAGCUUGUUUGUUUUUGAAGUUUUUUUGCAAACAGCAAAUGUACGGACUGUUAAGACAUAGCUGUUUAGCACUGUAGCAGCGUACUAGCAUGCUACAGCUAGCUAGAGUGUGAGAGGAGACCUCUACUUUUCUUCUUGGUUCUAUAUAUUGAUGAAAGCCUCGAGAUGAGCACAAAAAUAUGAAAUCUAAACAUCUUUAUACUUGUGCGGUGAUCUUAAGCACAAGGAGGCUUGUCAUCUUCAGUGAGUAAGGUGAACGUCAGCCCUUUAUCCCUCGUUUCAGCUAGUUUACUCGAUGGUUUCCUAGCAACACUGCCAGCUGUGUUUUAACGUUCCAAAAUGUUGUGGAUGGAGGCAUCAUAGGGGGCUUGUAUACAGUCUGUGCAUGUCUCCUGUGGAUGAAAACGUUCUCAGAAGUCGUUUUUGAAGUAAUAUGCAUGUAUUUGCACUCAGUCUCUUCAUUUUUCACCUAUUAAGCACAUUUACUACCACACAAGCCUCAGUCUGUAAUGGUUAUAUUAUAAAGAUUAUAAUACAAAUCACUCAUCCCAUCCACUCAUUAGUUUUCAUUUAACAGUGCCAUUAUUAAUAUGUAAUGGAUUGCCAUAAUUUGAGUGUGUGUCAUUUGAUGUUUUUUCAUAUGGAACACAACUUCUGUAACAGUCAUCUUUACUGAUCUAUCUUCAUUAGGAGAUAUUAUGCACCUGUUGUCUUAAACAUGCUAACCGUUCAAUGAGUGCUAAAGAAAGAUAGUAAUAUCAGGAGUUUAGAGAAAUGUAUCUUAAGGUACAUUUUACUACAUGUCAUGUUUUCAGAACUUUUAAGUGCAAACUACCUGGAAGUGAAAAUUCUGAUCAAUAAAUUCACAUUUUAAUGUUUGA